AUGGCGACGACUCCCGUGUCGGUGGUCUGCGUCGGGAUGGCAGGCUCCGGGAAGACGACCUUCAUGCAGAGAAUCAACUCGUACCUCCAUUCGAAGAAGAAGAUCCCCUACGUUCUCAACCUCGACCCCGCUGUAUACUCGGUCCCUUUUGAGAGCAAUAUCGACAUCCGUGACUCGAUCAACUACAAAGAAGUUAUGAAGCAGUACAAUCUGGGACCUAACGGCGGUAUCUUGACAUCAUUGAAUCUGUUUGCGACAAAGGUUGAUCAGAUUAUAUCAUUACUGGAAAAGCGUACUGCACCCAAUCCCGAAAAUCCAUCAGCCAAGCCUAUCGAGCACAUUUUGGUCGACACGCCCGGACAAAUCGAAGUCUUCGUUUGGAGUGCAUCCGGGAGCAUCUUACUGGAGACACUAGCCUCUUCGUUCCCUACUGUCAUCGCCUAUGUCAUUGAUACCCCGCGUACGACUUCCACAAGUACCUUUAUGAGCAACAUGCUCUACGCCUGCAGUAUCCUGUACAAAACAAAACUGCCAAUGAUCCUCGUGUUCAACAAGACAGACGUCCAGGAUGCAGAGUUUGCGAAAGAAUGGAUGACCGACUUCGAUGCAUUCCAGCAAGCAUUGCUAGAGGAGGAGGAGUCUGGUGCUUUCGGAGGGGAGGGCAGCGCCGCAGGAUUCGGGGCAGGCAGCGGAUACAUGGGCUCGCUUCUCAAUAGUAUGAGUCUAAUGCUGGAAGAGUUCUAUCGCCACUUGAGUGUCGUGGGCGUAAGUUCCAUGACAGGCGACGGCAUUGACGAUUUCUUCGAAGCAGUUGAAGAGAAGCGCCAGGAGUUUGAACGGGACUACAAGCCAGAAUUGGAACGCAAGAAGAAGGAGCGCGAGGAAACCCAGGCAGCUCAGCGCGAGUUGGAGCUGGGCAAGCUGAUGAAGGAUAUGAGCGUGUCCGGAUCUUCGCGGAAGCCGCGUGCCGCGAACGAAGCUGAGACCGUCAGCGAAGCAGAGGAGGAGGAAGAAGCAGCCGCUGCAGCAGCAAGCAAGGGGAAUCUGGAGCUUUCGGAGAACGAUGACGAUACCGACGAUGACGAGGAAGGUGUUCCUCCAGCUGGUGACGAGGCGGGGCUGUCCCAGCGAUACAAAGAAGCUCUCUCAGAGUCUCAAGGCGGCCCGAACGACGAAGAUUUGAGCUUUGCACGGUAUCUACGCUCUAGUAAUAUCAACCGAUAG
Messenger RNA from Aspergillus lentulus, 1224 nucleotides. RefSeq names its product putative ATP binding protein. The record is from RefSeq and is a predicted model, not a curated record. Gene Ontology annotation, molecular function: GTPase activity. NCBI's taxonomy places the organism in Eukaryota, Fungi, Ascomycota, Eurotiomycetes, Eurotiales, Aspergillaceae.